AUGACAGUUGGAGUCACUAAAAGAGUAAAACCAAUUCCACCAGAUCGUGGAUCAUUCCCCUUGGAUCACGAAGGAUUAUGUAAGGAAGAUAGUAAAAAAUACCUUGAUUGUAUAAGAGUUAAUAAAGGAAAUUCAGCAAACUGCACAAAACUGGCCUCAGUUUACCUAAAAUGUAGAAUAGAUAACGGACUUUUAGCUGAAGAACCACUCACAAACUUCGGUUUUAGAGCAAAAGAUAUUUCUGGAGAUAGUCCAAAUAGAGUUGUGGAUACAGAAACAGAACUAAAACCAAGAUACGAAAGAAAGGAGAACAAAGGAUUUAUAGCAGGAACGUCCGUAGUUGAUGGAUAUAUAAAUGACCAGUCGAUUCUAUCUAAACUUCUUUCAAGUCACUACUGUGACCGUCUAUCGCACUUAAUAUACCGUAUACACUCAUCACUAGACUAUAAACUAAAGUUUAUAUUAUCAACAAAACUGUUUAACUUUAAGGAACAGCUCGAGUCUGAGGAAGUAUGCAGACAGAUAAUCACAGCCUUGGAUCCAGAGUUUAUCUAUAUUCUGUUAAGGUCCUCUACAAUUUUUAAAAUAAUUGGACUGGAACUGUCAAACAUGUUACUGCAUAGCAGAGAUUCAGCAAAACACAUGAGGAAGAUUGUUGCAUACAUAUCAAAUAUCAUUAGUGAGAAUUUGCGUAGAAAGGAGUUUAAAUGGGAUUCAUCAACGAGGGCAAUAUCUGAGGAAAUCGGAGAGUCUGAAACAGUAUGGAUAAGACUGAUUUAUGAGUCACUAUCAUGUCUUUUAAAGUUGUCAGAGCAUUUGAGUUCAGAUUUUGUAUUCAAAUAUUCAAAUACAGUGAAUGUAAAUGAGAUGGAAGAAUCAAUAGAAUACCUGAUACACGACAUGUUUGACAUUUCAUUGACAAACAAAGAUGAUAAAAAACAAUAUUCUGUACAAAUUAGGGAAGGAGCUAAAGAGUUUGAUUGUGUGUUGUGUGACUUGUUGUCAAAAAAGGAGUUCAAAGAGGAACAUUCUAGAUUGAUGGAACUCUAUAAGGAUUUGAAUUCACUAGCAGAAGCACAUUUACAGGAAUUGGAUUUGGCAGAUUCUGAAGUGCCUGUUACAGAGUGUUUAGAUUCGACUAGAACAAAACUUUUCAAGGUUCUCGAUGGUCUAUUAGACUCACUUUUGGAAGAUUUAAAAGAAAAGCAAGAGGGAGUUUUGCUGAACUUAUCCUGCAUUGAGCUAUUAGUAAAGUUGAUUCCCCAGGAUAACAAACUUUCAGUCUUUGAAAAGUGUAUUAAAUCAAAUAAUUUCGACGUCUUGAAGCUCUUGAUUCAUUAUUUAAAUGACUCGAGUUGUGAAAGUGAAGUUGAUGGUGAGAAUAAAAAGUCGUUUGAGAUGAAUUUAUUGGUGAGUAAGCGUUGUUUAGAUAUAUUGGACACCAAAAUAACCAGGGAAAAUAUGUCUUAUUUGCUGAAUUUCUUAGUAAUUUGUAUUCAAAAGAAGGUGAUAGGUUUGAAUAAAGAAACUUGUGGAGGAUUUUUAAAGCUUGCAAAGAGGUGUGAAGUUGAGAUUCAUUUGACUUUGGAUGAAGUGUUAAGAAUUGAAAAUAGUUUGGUAAGCUCAAGUCCAUUUGAAGCAUUAGAAGGAGUAAUGACAUCAAUUUCAGAGUUUAUUGAACCGUUUGAAAAAAUGGAAGAAUUUUUCUCCGUGUUCCACAGAACAAUACAACUUCUUUUUGACUUUUUUGAUCAACUAAAUAGUUCUAAAUACCGAAAUUCAAGUUCAACUGAGAGCUGUAAACAUUAUAGUGUUAGACUUUUAGGAUGUUGGAUGACUCUGGAACCAACCCAUUAUAAGAAUCAGUACUUGUCAAAACUGAGUAAAAUAAUUGAAUGUAUAAGUGAAUUUGACUUCAUCUGGCUACUCCCGUCAUUUAACUAUAUUGACGCCUCCGACAUUUACAGUGUGGACGGGCUUGCAAAUGUAUUGAUUAAGCUGAUUUUUGGUCUAUUAAAGUUCGAUGAAAAAAGUGGGACUUGCAAAAGGUCUAUUAAAAUGUUAUGUGAACUUGUUACAAGGAUACACCUGGACCCGUUGGUGGACUAUGAGCUUUUCCUUAAGAGAAUAAACUGUAAAUUACUGAGUGAAUAUGGGACAGAAUUAUGUGAAAUCAGGCAAGAAAUUAAAAUACCAGAUUGUAUCCUCGAAAGUGGUAAGUUUUCUCCAAGUAAUCCAGUGGAAUUCUUGGCUCCAAUAACAGUGAAUUUGGAAAACUCCGACAGUUAUAGACUUCUAUCAAAGUCUCUAAUGAAUCUUCUAUAUAACUUAUGUAAAAACUGUGGAGAUGAGUGUAUAAAGGGGUUUUUUGGAGGAAACCAUGAUUUAAACAAGUUUAUAAAAGCAUUGCUCGAUGAUCAAGAGUUUAGUGAUGAAUUUGAACUCAUAUUCUUGGCAACACUGGCUUGUGGAUCAUGCAUUGUCAGAGUAACUGAGAACACAGGAUUGAAACAUUUGGGAAGCUCAUUACUGAUUCUAGUCAUGGAAUUGGUCAUUUUUUUCUUUGUGCACACUUCACCAAGAGUACCAGGAGAUUAUUUGGAGGAUCUAGAAAAGAUUUCACACUAUAUGUCACUGUGUAGAGUAUCAUUACUGCUGAUGAACAAUUACAGAAACUUCUCGAGCCUAUUUCAAUACUCAAUUAAGAAGAUUCAAUUGAGGAUACCAAAGCCUGUAAAGGAAGAUUUUGAGGCAUCAAUUGAAGAAGGCAUAGUAUCUGAAGAAGAUCUUAGCAUUUGUGAAUUAAUGAGUUCAUAUGUGUCAAACAUAUUAUCAUAG
This is a messenger RNA of Theileria annulata, 2838 nucleotides long. RefSeq lists its product as uncharacterized. NCBI's taxonomy places the organism in Eukaryota, Apicomplexa, Aconoidasida, Piroplasmida, Theileriidae. Gene Ontology annotation, cellular component: mitochondrial intermembrane space. Gene Ontology annotation, biological process: mitochondrial respiratory chain complex IV assembly. The transcript is spliced from 7 exons. The coding region runs from base 1 to 2838 and encodes 945 amino acids. The record is from RefSeq and is a predicted model, not a curated record.